Messenger RNA from Eriocheir sinensis (Chinese mitten crab), 900 nucleotides. RefSeq names its product ena/VASP-like protein. The transcript has a single exon. The coding region runs from base 1 to 900 and encodes 299 amino acids. The record is from RefSeq and is a predicted model, not a curated record. Lineage: Eukaryota; Metazoa; Arthropoda; Malacostraca; Decapoda; Varunidae.
AUGUUGCCCCUGGCAUCACCAAAGUCCCGGGACCCCGACGACGACAAGACGGGGCUCCAUCCCCCCCAUCCCACUCCCAGCCCCGCCGACACUCCCCAGUGCGACGGCGGCGCCCCCCCACUGCCACCUCCGCAGCCUGCAGUCCCCGCCAAUACCCUGCCCCGCCCCGCCGCGCGGCGCCGCUCCUCGGGCGGGAGGCAUUCCCUGUGUGCUGCCCCGGAGGCGGCGGACCGCUGGGUGGGCGGGGCAGGGGGCGCCGCACGGCCACGGGACCUGUGGGGCGCCGCGCCCCGCCCGUUACGGCAGGACCCUUGGCAGCCCUCGGGCCACCCUGAUGCUGGAGACGGCCCGGAAAGAGGGGAUGGCCCGCCGCGGGGCGUGCCUGGUCUUGAGGGGGACGUUGGCGGGGCGUGGGGCGGCGGAGAGCCCGACGUGGAUCGGAGGAGCGACGAGCGGCUGCUGGCGGCGACGCCCGACUCGCUCCCGACGGGCCUCGACAACCCGGCGCUGGAGCACACUGAGGAGGCCGUCCCCACCCCCAAUCACACCCCUCACACCCCCGCCGCCACCUCCCACCCCGCCCGGUCUCGCGAGCGUCUGGCCAGCCCCUGGCCCAGCGCCAUCUUCAGCAGGAGCCCCCGCUCUUCCUGCACCGACGGCCACCCGCUACUGGGCACCCCGGAGAUGUGGGCGCCGCUGGCCAGCCAGGAGAGCAUGGGCGUGCUGCUGAGCGGCGUCACGCCCGCCUCGCCGCCCGCGCGCUCCCUCUCCAGCAGGUCCUUCGCGGCGCCCCGCAAGUCCUGGAGCAGUAUGGGCCACGCCGCGCUGUCCUCCCUCCGCCUCACGCCGCGGCAAGGUAUCCCCAGGGCACCCAGGGGCACCCCGCACGCCUGUGUGUAG